Symbiodinium sp. CCMP2456 is the source of this 564-nucleotide messenger RNA. The record is from the annotation of a GenBank genome assembly. Lineage: Eukaryota; Dinophyceae; Suessiales; Symbiodiniaceae.
AUGCAGACCAUGUGGAUCGUGGGCUGGCAGGCCAAGCGCACGAACGGCUUCGGAUCAAGCCACUACUCUAAGGACGAGGCUCUUUACUUCCGCACCGAAAAGAACCCUGUGGUGGGCCAGACCAAGGCGGGCAUCUUCCGUUCUGCGGGGCAUCCGAUCUAUGAGCACAAGGAGGGCGACAAGAUCUUCCGCUACUUCUUCAACCGCAAGGGCACGCAGAGGACGGUUGACGAAGAUGCUUGGCUGGCACCAAGACGUACCUUUUGUCUUUUCUUGGGGGAGCCCGAUCGCGAGCUCAUGAGUCUGGUAGAUGCCAUGCUCGGCCAGGAUGUCUGUGGCCCCUCGCACUUCUGUGAGAAAGUGGGCAAGCACGAGACCCAGAACAAUCUGGCACCUUUCGGUGCUGAGCAGAAGUGCAAGGCGGUGGGUGCAGCAGAUCAUGAGGCGGCAGAUCUGGAGAUUUCCAAGAAGUUGGAGGACAUCAAGGGAUCGGUGUUGGACCUUGCGGAGAAGAUGGAACAGAGCGAGGCGAUUAUGGAGAAGGAUUCGAGCCGAUCUUCCUAG